CCCCCCCCCGCCCUCUCUCUACCGAAGGCGCUCGGGUGUUUCCGUUCCUCUCCGGCGCCGCCGCCGCCGCCUUUCCCCGCCCCCUCGCCUCUUGCCUGGGCGCCGCAAUCCCGGCGGCGCGGCGGGAGGAGGUGGAAGAUGGCGGCUGGGAUUGGCGGGGAGGCGGCGGCGGCGGCGGCAGCGGUUAUGCAAAAGAGGCCGUCGGCAGCCAGCGCCAGAGCCGGUGUGGACCGCGGCUGAGCAGGGAGGCGGCUGGGGCUGCGCCGCCACCGCCCUCCCUCGGCGCCGGACCCUCCUCCUCUCCCUCCCUCCCUCGCCGCCUCUCGCCUUCCCCGCCUGCCCCGGCCCCCCGCCCUCGCCCCGGCCCGGCAUGGACGUUGGCUCUCCGCCGUGUCCGCCGUGUCGCUGUGCGCGGCGCUGCGAGGCCGCGAGCCGCCGCUGCCGCUGAGCGGGGCCGGCCCGCCGCUCCCGGGAGAGGGGAGGGGAAAAGAUGUCGGACACCAAGGUGAAAGUUGCCGUCAGGGUCCGGCCGAUGAACAGGAGAGAGCUGGACCUGAAUACCAAGUGCAUCGUGGAGAUGGAAGGGAACCAGACCGUGCUUCACCCGCCGCCUUCCAACAGCAAGCAGGGAGAAAGUAUUUCCCUGUGGAACAGACCAGAUGAUUUACACAACCUUUUCAGAUAUUUGGGGAAAAAACACUUUCUCACCUUGUAUUUCUUUAAUGUUGGUCUAAAGUCUGAUGCCAUUAUAUGAAACUCUGUAUCCUUGCAUGUGGAAGAGGACAGAUCCAGUUGCUUCUUUGGCCUGAACAGAUUUAUGCUGAAUUUACCAUCAAGAUCACCGGUGGGUUACAGAGCUCUCCUGUGCACACCCUUAUCUUCUGUUCAUCGCAUCUGACUGGACCGUUGCUCUGGAAACCGUUGUAAUGUCACAACUGACUUCAUUAUGAUUAAAUGAGGGGAAAAAAAAUAGAACAAAAGAGCACAUUCCUGUUUCAACUUGCAACUUGGAAACUGAAACUGUCUCAUGUAUUCUCUGGAUUUCAGAGCGCUUUUUGGUAACAGGAUACAGAUCUGUCCUGCUAGUCAGGAAUAAAAUCUAUAAUUUGUAAUUGCUAUUGUUUAUUUCCUUUAAAUAGAAUCUGUAAUCAACUGAUAUAGUUACAAGGACAGCUGGUUUAGACUGUUAAAAGCUGUGCAUGGAUCUGUCAAAAAAGAGCCAAUUAGUAUUUACACUUAUAUCUUUGUCCCUCACAGAGACUUAACUUUGUAUAAUAUCUGAGUUUCUGAAGCAGGUCUGUAACUGCAACUAAACAGAAGAUUAUAAAAAAUAUGCCAGGAUGCUGCAAAAUUACUUGGCACUGGCUCAGUCAGCAUUGUUACUGAUGUACAGGGAUUUCUAUGUCUUUCGUGGUUACUUGUAUUUUUUUUUU
Molecule: messenger RNA, 1433 nt
Organism: Harpia harpyja (harpy eagle)
Lineage: Eukaryota; Metazoa; Chordata; Aves; Accipitriformes; Accipitridae
Product: kinesin-like protein KIF13A
Exons: 3
Coding region: 491-754 (87 amino acids)
Biological process (GO): microtubule-based movement
Molecular function (GO): microtubule motor activity; ATP binding; microtubule binding
Source: RefSeq, a predicted model, not a curated record